Lactuca saligna is the source of this 552-nucleotide messenger RNA. The record is from the annotation of a GenBank genome assembly. NCBI's taxonomy places the organism in Eukaryota, Viridiplantae, Streptophyta, Magnoliopsida, Asterales, Asteraceae.
AUGUAUGAUGACGAAGUAGUACCAGAAUCGCCAAUUCGUGAUGAUAAUCUGGGUGUUCCAUCACCACCGAGGGAUUCUCCAAUCAAGUCGAAUGUCGAGGUGACUGGAGGUCUUGAUGGCUCUGUGAAGACAUCUCUUGUGGACACAACCAUUAAUCAAGGUGAUAAUCCAAAAGUAUCUACUCCUAAGAAGACUUUUGUUACACCACCCAGAGUUUCGAAUGUCGAAUCAGUUACUAAGGAGGUUCGAACAUCAGGCAUCCUUGCAAACAUAUCUCAUAUGGAUGCAAAUGUCAACAUGGGUCAAGGAGUAUCGAACAAAGAAGCCCAAGGCCCCAAAACAGUUCAUGACGAUGACACUACUGAAGAUGGUGAAUUUGUGGGGGGUAAACAUCAUGUGCCUGACAUAGAAGUCGAUGUUAUGCUUAAGGCUCAAGAGCAUCGGUUGCGAAACGAGUUGGAGAUAUUGGAUCGGAACAAUGAGAAUCGUGUCAAAGCUCAAUCUUUGACUCUCAAUCAUGAGCUUAAAGAGUUGAAAUAUGGGGCACGGUAA